UAUGUUAAAAUUGUUCUUCCACAUGUUGUUCUUGUCGCUGUUGUGUGCCUGUAUGCCGUUGCUGGUGCAUGGAUUUUCUACAGUCUUGAAUCGCCGCAUGAAGAUAAGCUGAAAAAAAUUGGAGUGCAAAGUAUCAAGGAGCUGCGAAAAGAAUUGGUCCAGGUGCUGUGGUCAAAGCGUGAUCAGAUGAAGACAGCAGGGAUGCACAGCUGGACACGGCUGACCGAUACAAAACUCCAAAAAUUCAAUGAAUAU
Molecule: messenger RNA, 255 nt
Organism: Gongylonema pulchrum
Lineage: Eukaryota; Metazoa; Nematoda; Chromadorea; Rhabditida; Gongylonematidae
Source: the annotation of a GenBank genome assembly